AUGGAAAGAUUUUUUAAGAGAAAGUCAUCAUUGGGUAGUUCGGAUAGUGUGGGUAGUUCAAGAACUUCAAGUUCAAGACGAAGUGAGUUAGAUGAGGUUUUGGCUAAUCUUCAAGCAGACUCGGGACUAAGAAUUCGUAUGAUUGAGUAUGAUACUAAUAUUAAAGAUGAGUUUGAUGAAUUUGAUUGGUUGGAGUAUAGUGUAUCUAAAGAUGCUGCAUUUUGUCUUUAUUGCUAUCUCUUUAAAUCCAAUUUUGAACAAGUGGAUAGUGAAGCCUUCACUGGAGCAGAGUUUAAGAAUUGGAAGAAAGGGAGAGAAAGAAUGAAGGUGCAUGUUGGACCGGUUGGUAAUGUUCAUAAUAAAGCUAGAGAAACUGCUACAAAUUUGAUGAAUCAAAAUACACAUAUUGAAAUGGUUGUGAGCAAACACUCCGAACAAGCUCGUGUGGCAUAUCGAAGAUGCUUAAUUGCAUCAAUCAAGUGCACUAAUUUUCUAUUGAGACAAGGUCUUUCUUUUCGUGGAAAUGAUGAAAGUGUCACUUCAAGCAAUAGGAGAAAUUACUUGGAGCUAUUGCAAUUCCUUGCAGACAAUGAUGAGAAAGUUAAAGAAGUUGUGUUGGAAAAUGCUCUGGGGAAUCUCAAGUUAGUAGCUCCAAAGAUUCAAAAAAAUAUUGUCAAUGCAUGUGCGGGGGAAACACUUGAUGUUAUCAUGAGUGGUUUAAAAGAUAGAUUCUUUUCUAUAUUGGUGGAUAAAGCACGUGAUAUUUCUGUGAAAGAGCAAAUGGCUAUGGUGUUGCGUUAUGUGGACGACAAAGGGCAUGUAAUUGAAAGGUUUGUGGGGGUUCAACCUGUUAUCGACAUCGCUUCAACUUCACUGAAUGAUGCCAUUGACAUAUUCUUUUCUUCCAAUGGUUUGAGUUUUUCCAAGUUACGAGGACAAUGUUAUGAUGGAGCUAGCAAUAUGAGAGGUGAGUUGAAUGGCCUUAAAACAAAGAUUUUGAGAGAACAACCUUGUGCAUACUAUGUUCAUUGCUUUGCUCAUCAACUUCAAUUAGCACUUGUUGCCGUAGCAAAGAAGAAUAUUAAUAUUGCCUCUUUCUUCACAACCACUAAUAAUGUGGUUAACCAUGUUGAAGCAUCUUGUAAGCGGCGUGAUGCACUUAGAGCACAACUCCAAGAAGAACUUGUGAUAGCUUUUGAAAAUGAUUGUCUUAUAACGGGGGGAGGUUUGCAUCAAGAAACAAGUCUCAAACGUGCCGAUGACACACGAUGGAGCUCACAUUAUGGUACCAUUAUUAGCAUCAUUUCUAUGUUUUCAUCUGUGAUUCAUGUGUUUCAAAUGAUUAUUGAUGAUAAUCCCAAUGAUAGUGCCGGUGAAGCAAAUAAGAUUCAAAGGGAAAUGCUUACUUUUCAGUUUGUGUUUCACUUAUUCUUAAUGAAAGCUAUAUUGGGACUCACAAAUGAUGUGUCACAAGCAUUGCAAAAGAAAGAUCAAGAAAUUAUUAAUGCAAUGGCUUUGGUGAAAUCAUGCAAGGAAAAACUACAUUGGAUGAGGAAUAAUGGGUUUGAUGCAUUAGUUGAAGAGGUGUCUUCAUUUUGUGACAAACAUCAUAUUGAUGUUCCUAACAUGGAUGAGGCAUUCGUAAUUCCAGGGAGGUCAAUGCAUAAUGCUCCAAUAAAGACAAAUCGUCAUCAUUAUCGUGUGGACUCUUUAUAUAUGUCAUUGAUGAGCAACUUAUGGAGUUAG
Messenger RNA from Prunus mume (Japanese apricot), 1746 nucleotides. NCBI's taxonomy places the organism in Eukaryota, Viridiplantae, Streptophyta, Magnoliopsida, Rosales, Rosaceae. The record is from RefSeq and is a predicted model, not a curated record.